Messenger RNA from Amoebophrya sp. A25, 507 nucleotides. The record is from the annotation of a GenBank genome assembly. NCBI's taxonomy places the organism in Eukaryota, Dinophyceae, Syndiniales, Amoebophryaceae.
AUCGACGCCACGCAGUAGAACGACAUCGAGUACUCAUGGCAGUAUGCGCAGUUUGCUUCGUUCCUCUUUCUUCAACUUUUUCGUGCUCUUUGGCGGCACCUUCAACUGCGCGUUUUUUGGAUUGAAGCAGAUAGCACAGCAUUUAUGGAGGUUUUUACAACUACUUCGUUUCGAAAAUAUACGGAAAAAUCAUCUUUAUCUGUAGAGCGACGAGUGACUCGAGCAGCAUUUGCGUUCUUCUUCCUCCUAGGUAGCAGAACCUUUUGUCAGCUAGUCCUGCAUCGAUCUCGAGCUCUGUAAUCCUAGGAGAGCGCCUACCUAUCACCUUAUUUUUUUCUCAAUCUUCUCAUGCUUAGGCUCAUGCUCUAAUAACCCUCGACCUUAUAAGUGAAAGCGUAAGUGAAGAUGAUAAAGGUGCUGACGAACGGUCAUCCGACAGCAGGGCUGGCAAGCUACGAGGGUCCGGACAAACCGCGUAUUCAGAAUCAUUUCUUCAAGAGGGAAUGC